Megalops cyprinoides (Indo-Pacific tarpon) is the source of this 2837-nucleotide messenger RNA. RefSeq names its product BTB (POZ) domain containing 9 (gene btbd9). Lineage: Eukaryota; Metazoa; Chordata; Actinopteri; Elopiformes; Megalopidae. Gene Ontology annotation, biological process: circadian behavior; adult locomotory behavior; modulation of chemical synaptic transmission. The transcript is spliced from 11 exons. The coding region runs from base 230 to 2074 and encodes 614 amino acids. The record is from RefSeq and is a predicted model, not a curated record. Gene Ontology annotation, molecular function: protein binding.
AAACAACAUCCGGGUUGCGCCCUGGUGGCUAGUAUUCGUUUUGGGGAACGUCUCUUAUUGAUCAAUCUUAAUAGAGGUCUUACACGACGAAGAUUCAAAGAAUUGAACAUAUAUCUGUCUGCUAUCGUUCAUUAAAAGGAUAUCCAGUGGCUUUUGUUACUGACAAUACAGCAGAAGGAGACCAACAGCAAGUUCAGUACUGAUGUGACAGUGCCCCUCGAUUGUGGCCAUGAGUAACAGCCACCCUUUGCGACCGCUGGCCUCUGUGUCGGAGAUUGAUCAUGUGCACCUUCUGUCGGAGCAGCUGGGCGCGCUGGUGCCGGGCGAAGAAUACAGCGACGUCACCUUCAUCGUGGAGGGGAAGCGCUUCCCUGCGCACAGGGUCAUUUUGGCAGCACGCUGCCACUAUUUCAGAGCUUUGCUGUAUGGUGGGAUGAAGGAGUCUCAGCCCCAAGCUGAAGUCCGUCUGGAGGAGACGCGGUCAGAGGCUUUCUCCAUGCUGCUUCAGUAUCUGUACACGGGUAGGGCCAGCCUCAGCUCCGCCCGCGAAGAGGUGCUGCUGGACUUCCUGGGGCUGGCGCACCGCUAUGGCCUCCAGCCACUAGAGGACUCCACCUCUGAGUUCUUGCGUACUGUGCUGCACACCCACAACGUGUGCCUGGUGUUUGAUGUGGCCAGCCUCUAUUGCCUGAACACACUGAGUGCUGCCUGUUGCGCUUACAUGGACCGCCAUGCCCCCGAAGUGCUGGCGUCAGAUGGCUUCCUGACGCUGUCCAAGACUGCCCUGCUGACAGUGGUGCGAAGGGACUCCUUCGCCGCGAGCGAGAAGGACAUCUUCCAGGCCUUGUGCCGCUGGUGCCGACACAACGGAGAGAGCGCAGCGCAGGAAGUGAUGUCAGCGGUUCGCCUGCCCCUCAUGAGCCUGACAGAGAUGCUGAACAUCGUGCGCCCCUCAGGUCUGCUCAGCCCUGACGACCUGCUGGACGCCAUCAAGACCCGCUCAGAGAGCCGCGACAUGGACCUCAACUACCGCGGCAUGCUCAUACCGGAGGAGAAUAUCGCCACAAUGAAGCACGGCGCCCAGGUGGUGAAGGGGGAGCUGAAGUCUGCCCUGCUGGACGGAGACACGCAGAACUAUGACCUGGACCACGGCUUCUCCCGGCACCCCAUCGAGGACGACGGCCGCGCCGGGAUCCAGGUCAAACUGGGCCAGCCCUCCAUCAUCAAUCACAUCCGUAUCCUGCUGUGGGACAGGGACAGUCGGUCAUACUCUUACUACAUUGAGGUGUCCAUGGAUGAGCUGGACUGGGUGCGUGUCGUGGAUCAUUCCAAGUAUCUGUGUCGCUCCUGGCAGAACCUCUAUUUCCCAGCACGAGUCUGCAGAUAUGUGCGCAUCGUGGGUACGCACAACACUGUCAACAAGGUCUUCCACUUGGUUGCCUUCGAAUGCAUGUUCACUCACCGCCCCUUCACGCUGGAGAAGGGCCUUGUUGUGCCCAACGAGAACAUGGCCACCAUCUCGGCCUGCGCCAGCGUGAUAGAGGGGGUCAGCCGGAGCCGGAACGCCCUGCUCAAUGGGGACACCCGCAACUACGACUGGGACUCGGGCUACACCUGUCAUCAGCUCGGCUCUGGAGCCAUAGUGAUCCAGCUGGCCCAGCCCUACAUGGUGGGCUCCCUCAGGCUGCUCUUGUGGGACUGUGAUGACCGCAGUUACAGUUACUACAUCGAGCUCUCCACCAAUCAGCAGCAGUGGACGAAGGUGAUUGACAGGUCAAAAAUGGCGUGUAGGUCCUGGCAGACCCUGACGUUCGACAAGCAGCCCGCCUCCUUCAUCCGCAUCGUGGGGACUCACAACACUGCUAAUGAGGUCUUCCACUGUGUCCAUUUUGAGUGUCCAGCCCAGCUGGACGUGGAAGUUAAGGAGGGCAGUCCUGGGCAGGGCCCCCCUGAGGCAAACCCUGCACCCCAGCAGCCCCGCCCCCCUCGUCCCUCCCGCUCCCAGAGCCUGCUCCCCCCCCAGCCUUCGUCCCACCAGCCUUCCUCCUCCUCUCCCUCACACUCCCACCAUUGAGGGUCACUCCCCUGGAUGGAUCCCAGUCUCAGGCUCCGGGGGUGGAAUAAAAAUCCCAUGACUCCCUUUGCACAGGCUUCAGUUCCCAGGGUGCUCUAAACCCAUGCUGCUACGCGAUUCAUUCAUAAUGUAACAGGAGAAUGAUGGCAAUGAAGGUAACUGUGUCAACCAGUUCCAUUAUGCAGAGGUGAUUUUUCGAGAAACUCUGAUCUAAGGCACAUCACUGAGCCCCUCUCCAAACCAUGUGUUUGAUUUGACUAAAAAGGCGAUUUUAGGACAUGUUUUAGUCCAUUCGCCCUCACUGAAAAUAAUGUUCCUCUCUGGCUGUAACUGUCACACCCAGCUUCUCUUGCCUAGAAUAGAUCAAAGCACUGGGCAGUGGGUUUGUCUGGCCCCCUGCCCACUAAGUUGUCAUCCUGACUUUGAUCUGAGCACUACUGUAAUUAAUUUAUUGAUCCUUCUGCAUUAUGCAGUCUUAAAAAGAAGAACCCUUGGAAUAUUUUUUCAAAAUCUUUAACCCAAGAAUGCACUUUGCUUCUGAUUGGCACAAAUGUAUUUAAGAGGUAUAGGCAAAGAUUGGCAUUUGGGGAAAAAAAAAAAAAACAUUGUUCUCUGCUGUGGCUUUAAUGCGGCUUGAGGAUGUUUGCUGCACUUUAUAUGAAAAAUUUGACGAACAAUGUACCAAAUUUACACUGGAUCAUGAAGCCUUAUGGGGCUCUCUGCUGUGUUUAGGGGAAAGAAUUGAGUGGAUCAUCUGACCCCC